Juglans microcarpa x Juglans regia is the source of this 600-nucleotide messenger RNA. RefSeq lists its product as uncharacterized. The coding region runs from base 1 to 600 and encodes 199 amino acids. The transcript has a single exon. The record is from RefSeq and is a predicted model, not a curated record. Lineage: Eukaryota; Viridiplantae; Streptophyta; Magnoliopsida; Fagales; Juglandaceae.
AUGAGUAUUGUUGUUCUUUUGGUUUAUGUUGAUGAUAUUGUGAUCAUUGGUUUUAAUUCUGCUUUACUUGUCCAGCUUAAGACUCAUCUCUCAGAGUCUUUUCAUAUGAAAGAUCUUGGGUCUCUCACAAAUUUUCUUGGUCUUGAGGUGCAUCGUAGUCCUUCUGGUAUUUCAUUCAAUCAACAUAAGUAUGCUAGUGACUUGAUGUCUACCGCUGGACUACAGGAGGCUACUUUUGUCGAUACUCCCAUGGAAUUAAAUGUCAAGCUUCGCAGAGAGGAGAGUGACCUACUUGCUGAUCCCAGUUUAUACCGGAAGUUGGUAGGUAGCCUUGUCUAUCUCACUAUUACUAGACCUGAUAUUUCUUUUGCUAUACAGCAAGUCAGCCGGUUUCUUCAGACUCCUCGUCAUCUUCAUUUGGCUGCUGUCCAUAGGAUCAUACGCUAUGUUAUGGGCAAUUCUGCCCGUGGAUUAUUCUUUCCUGCAAACAAUUCUCCUCGUCUAACUACUUAUAGCGAUGCUGAUUGGGCUAGUUAUGCUGAUACACAUCGCUCCAUCAUUGGUUGGUGCGUGUUCUUAGGUGAUGCAUUAAUCUCCUGA